This is a messenger RNA of Morchella importuna, 300 nucleotides long. RefSeq lists its product as uncharacterized. NCBI's taxonomy places the organism in Eukaryota, Fungi, Ascomycota, Pezizomycetes, Pezizales, Morchellaceae. Bases 1 to 300 code for a protein of 99 amino acids. The transcript is spliced from 5 exons. The record is from RefSeq and is a predicted model, not a curated record.
AUGAAGCAUAUUUCAAACCCUAGAGAAAAGAAUGGAAUUAAUAGAGCCAAUCUAAAGAUAGGUAAAUUAAAGCACACAAUUUUAUACUCCCGAGAGAAAUUCCGCAAAGCCAAGAGAUUCGAGAAGAAAGCCCAGAAAUUCGAAGACAGAGACAUGCAAAAACUCCACCGAAUGAUCAUUCAAAAUACAAAUCCUCACAAAACCCCAUACGCACCCUGCUACACCAAAGCUUCUCCUAUACCCAUAAGCCAGAUGAAAGGUAAAAACAAACUAGAUCCAGUCCUUGUCAUGAAGAGAUAA